AUACAUCCGAUUAUAUGGGAGAAAGUUUAGCAGAGAAGAUCAUGUACUUUUUAUCAAAUUGUUGUAUGAGUUGGUAACAAUUCCAAAACUGGAGAUAAGCAUGAUGCAAGGAUUUGCACGUCUUUUGAUAAACCUGUUAAAGAAGAAAGAACUGCUUUCCAGGGAUGAUUUAGAGUUGCCAUGGAGACCGCUUUAUGAAAUGUUGGAAAGGAUAUUAUACUCCAAAACAGAACAUCUUGGAUUAAACUGGUUCCCUAAAUAUUUUCCAGAAGAUGCCACUGUGGAAAUGCUGGAUGAAUGGAGGCCUUUAAUGUGUCCAUUUGAUGUUACCAUGCAAAAGGCUAUUACCUACUUUGAACUAUUUCUACCUACUACCCUUCCUCCAGAACUUCAUCAGAAAGGUUUCAAGCUUUGGUUUGAUGAGUUUAUAGGCCUUUGGGUGUCAGUUCAAAAUCUUCCCCAGUGGGAAGGGCAUCUAGUAAAUCUUUUUGCUCGCUUGGCCACUGACAACAUUGGGUACAUAGACUGGGAUCCGUAUGUACCAAAGAUUUUUACCAGAAUUUUGAGGAGUUUAAAUCUUCCAGUGGGAAGCAAUCAAGUUGUUGUUCCAAGAUUCUUAACAAAUGCCUAUGAUGUAGGUCAUGCGGUAAUGUGGAUCACAGCCAUGAUGGGUGGACCAAGUAAACUAGUGCAGAAGCAUUUGUCUGGGUUGUUCAAUAGCAUUGCCUCUUUUUACCAUCCUUCAAAUAAUGGGCGCUGGCUGAACAAACUGAUGAAACUACUUCAAAGAUUACCGAGUGGUGUUGUCAGAAGGCUUCAUCGUGAGCGCUACAAGAAAAUGACUUGGUUAACUCCUGUGCCUGAUAGUCAUAAACUUACUGAUCAGGAUGUUACAGACUUUGUAGAAUGCAUUAUUCAACCUGUUCUUCUGGCUAUGUUUAGUAAAACUGGAAGCCUGGAGGCUGCCCAAGCCUUGCAGAACCUUGCACUGAUGCGUCCUGAAUUAGUAAUUCCACCAGUACUUGAGAAAACAUAUCCUGCACUUGAGACAUUGACAGAACCUCAUCAGCUCACAGCUACUUUAAGCUGUGUAAUUGGAGUAGCUCGAAGUCUGGUGUCGGGGGGGAAGUGGUUUCCUGAAGGUCCGACACACAUGCUACCUCUACUGAUGAGAGCGUUGCCUGGAGUGGAUCCGAAUGACUUCAGCAAGUGUAUGAUUACAUUCCAGUUCAUUGCAACAUUUUCUACUUUGGUGCCUUUAGUAGAUUGUUCAUCUGUAUUGCAAGAAAGAGAUGAUCUUUCAGAGGUGGAACGAGAAUUGUGCUCUGCGACUGCUGAAUUUGAGGAUUUUGUACUACAGUUUAUGGAUAGGUGUUUUGGACUUAUAGAGAGCAGUACACUAGAACAAACCAGAGAGGAGACUGAAACUGAGAAAAUGACUCAUCUAGAGAGUCUAGUGGAAUUAGGUCUCUCUUCUACUUUCAGUACAAUCCUUACUCAGUGUUCAAAGGAUAUUUUUAAG
Messenger RNA from Leptosomus discolor (cuckoo roller), 1522 nucleotides. Lineage: Eukaryota; Metazoa; Chordata; Aves; Leptosomiformes; Leptosomidae. The record is from RefSeq and is a predicted model, not a curated record.